AUGCAUCACUUGAUUUUCAUAUUGAAUCUCCUUUUGAUCAGUUCAUCCAUUUUGUAUCCAAUAGAAGCAAAAAAAAAUUCUUUUAGCUUCGAUCUUAUUCAUCAUGAUUCAAAAUCAUCUCCAUUUUAUAACCAAUCUAAAACUGAGUCAGAGCGUUCGAAAGAAGCUCUCAUCCGUUCCCUCAAUCGCCUCAAUCACUUCAAUUCGUCUAUGUCAAUUGAUGCAAAAUAUGUAGAGUCCGAUUUAAGUAUCGGUGACUAUCUCAUGAACAUCUAUAUAAGUGAUGAAGAUAAACGACUUGUUAUCCCAAGCAUGACAAGUAUCCUAACCUGGAUACGAUGUGGCCCUUGUUCUUCCAACUGUGAGAAUCAACAUCAAUCACUUUAUGAUCCAAAAUCUUCAGCUACUUAUCAAGAUGUUCCAUUUGACUCAGAAAUGUGCAAAUAUCUACAAGGUACUAAGCGUGGGGAAUCAAAUGUGUGUCGAUAUGAGCAUAAUUAUGGCAAUGGUAAAUCCUUCUCUGGCGUGCUGGGCACUGAGACCUUCUACAUGCAAAAUGCCAACAAGACAUUUAAAAGCUUUUCUAAUAUAAUGUUUGGAUGUGAUGAAGGACAUGAAGGGGAUUUGGAAAAUAGUGUUCAAGGUAUUGUUGGUCUUGGACAAGGAAAAAUUUCACUGGUUUCUCAAUUGGGUAAAGGAUUUCAUAAGAAAUUCUCCUAUUGCUUGGUUGAGAAGUCAAUGAAAAGGCCUAGUAAGAUUAAAUUCGGACCGGAUUUAACACUCUACGAUCGCGAGAUAGAACAUAAAGUUAAAGUUCAGCACUUUCCUUCUCAUCCUAGCUACCACCUCAACCUUGAAGCCAUUAGUUUUAACGGUGAGAAAAUAAAGACACUAAAUAAGAAACAGGAUAUGAUAGUCGAUAUUCAGACAUCCUUGACAUCGUUGCCUCCAAAUAUAUACAAUGCACUCAUUGCCAUGUUUAAGAAACAAGUUGGCAACGUAACCUCAAUCGAACUUCCGGGCUACGGCACCUGCUUCCUCCAACGUGAAAUCUUCGAUGCCAAACAUCCCGAAAUUGUUUUUCAUUUUUCCCCCAAACCCGUAUCCAAUGGAGACUUUCGUGUGAACCCUAAAACAAUGUUUCAUACAGUUGGUGCGUAUAUUUGUUUGACAAUAGUCCCAAGAGAUGGAGUUUCUAUUUUGGGGAACCAGGCACAAGUAGACGUUCAGAUGAUAUUUGACCUGUCAAGCAAUUUGCUCACUUUUGCUCCUCUUGAUUGCCUCAAAGCUUCAAUUUGA
Tripterygium wilfordii is the source of this 1299-nucleotide messenger RNA. Its product is annotated as aspartic proteinase CDR1-like. Gene Ontology annotation, cellular component: extracellular region. NCBI's taxonomy places the organism in Eukaryota, Viridiplantae, Streptophyta, Magnoliopsida, Celastrales, Celastraceae. Bases 1 to 1299 code for a protein of 432 amino acids. The transcript has a single exon. The record is from RefSeq and is a predicted model, not a curated record.